Molecule: messenger RNA, 2646 nt
Organism: Cyprinus carpio (common carp)
Lineage: Eukaryota; Metazoa; Chordata; Actinopteri; Cypriniformes; Cyprinidae
Product: heat shock factor protein
Biological process (GO): regulation of DNA-templated transcription
Molecular function (GO): sequence-specific DNA binding; DNA-binding transcription factor activity
Source: RefSeq, a predicted model, not a curated record
GACUUUAUUUACCUCCUCACAGCCGGCUAAUCGAGAGCGGUCUGACGAGCUCUAUCUUCACGAAAGUCAGAGAAGUUUCUUCACCUCUGUUUUUAAACAGGAGAGAUGAAACACAGCCACUGCGUCCCAGCUUUUGUCAGCAAACUUUGGGCACUUGUAGAGGCUCCGUCAACGGACAACCUGAUCUGCUGGAGCCAAGAUGGCUGCAGUUUUCUUGUCCAGGACGAGCAGCGGUUCAGCAAGGAAGUCCUGCCUCUUUACUUCAAACAUAGCAACAUGACCAGCUUUGUGCGCCAGCUCAACAUGUAUGGCUUCCACAAAGUGGUACAUAUGGACGCUGGCUUGCCUAAAGCUGACAGCCAGGUCGAUUGUGUCGAGUUUCAGCACGAGAACUUUCAGAGAGCUCAACCUCAUCUGUUGGGCCUCAUCCGCAGGAAGGUUUCAAUUAGCCGUGGAGUUAAAGAGGGAGGGCAGGUGCCUCAGGUACUCAUUCAGGUUAGUCAUGUCAGAGGCUGGCAAGACUCCUCAGACCUCAAACUCAUGGCUUUGUGCAGGGAUCAUGAGAGCUUGUGGAGAGAACUGGACUCAUUAAAACAGAACUAUCAGCAGCAGCACAAAAUCAUACGUAAGAUUAUAAAGUUCAUCAUCAACAUCGUUAAGUCAAAUGGGAUAAAAGGUUGCAAAAGAAGACUCCCCAUGAUCAACAAUUCUGGGGAGUUUCAGUCUGCGCCGAAAUAUGCCCGCUCUUUCAGUGUGAGUCCCACCCUUACCACUUCCCCCCUCCAAGAGAUCCCUUCAUUGCAAGAGCUGGAUGUGUCACCGGGUGAUGUGUACUCAAAUGGCACGAUCAUCUCUGACUUCACCCACCUGCUGGAUCCAAAACCUGGGCCUAGCAGAGAGCUAGUGACAGAAAGCUUUCCCGCAACUCAAACCACAUUUUUAUCUCCCGCCUCCCCUACUCUGCCCUCCAUGGAGCUGGCAUUGAAUUUGCUAGAUGAACCAGCUGCCCAGGAGUCUGAGGAAAUACCCUCUGAAAGUAAUGAUGUGUCUGAUCCACUGGCACUAAUUGACUCCAGUUUAGCAGUGAUCCGCUCAUGCAUUCCACCCUCACCUGACCUGGACAAUUUCAGCAAGAUUCUUAGUCCUGGCUGCCACAUCUCUGCUGUUAAAGACUCUGACACAAAAACCGAGAGCAAACAGAGAAGCCAGAAUGAAGCCGAUGCGCUACCUUACGCCAACACAGUUACACAGCAGCAGAGCCUGCAACAAAAUGCAGACCCGGAGCAGGAGCGCUACGAUAGUGGAGAGUAUUCAGAUAUCUUACCAUCCCUUCUGCAGCUGGUGCAGGAAGCAUCCAGCCUCUCCUUCAGUAACACUACACUGCCUUUAGAGCUCUCUUUUGUCAUAUAAAACUCUAAUGCAUUUGAUAUUGUGUUGUGGUGGUUGAUAGUAAAAAGUGGUAUCUGAAACAGCCAAUAGUUGAUAGUUCUGUCGUUUAAUGAAAGGCUCAGUAUCAUUAUGCAUCAAUUUGAUAUAUGUCAAUUGUAAAUGAUGUAAAUCAUGUUCAUUUUCUGUCAUGAUUUUUACCAUCAGUGAACUCUAACCUCUCUUGUUGACUCAAGAGUGAUUUCACAACAAACUUUUAGUCUGUUAGCACAAUUUAUCAUGUAGGGUUAAGCAAUAGACAAAAAUGACUGAAAGCACUUUGAAUCAUCUGUCAGUGUUUUUUAAAAUUAGUAAAUGACGGAAAAUUUUCCAUUAAUGCAACCUCUGCAGUGGGUGCUUUUUUAAAGUCAGCAUUUUUGUGUGGGGGGUUUGCCAAGAUUGUUUUAUUUUAAAGGUUUUAUUUAUCAGAAAAUGAAAAACUUAUAAUAAUAGAACUAAUGUGGCAGUUAAAGUUACUUAAGAGCAUGAUAUGCUAUUGAUACACAAUAUACAUAUACAGUGCUGCUUGAAAGUUUGUGAACCCUUUACAAUUUUCUAGAUUUCUGCAUAAAUAUGACCCAAAACAUCAUCAGAUUUUCACACAAGUCCUGAAAGUAGACAAAGAGAACCCAAUAAAACAAAUGAGACAAAAAUAUUUUCUUUGUCAUUAAUUUAUUGAGAACAAUAACCCAGUGUUACAUUUCUGUGCAGUGUAAAAGUGCAAAAAAUGACAUAUCAAAUUGCCUGAUGAUGUUUUGGGUCAUAUUUUUGCAGAAAUAUAGAAAAUUGUAAAGGGUUCACAAACUUUCAAGCAGCACUGUGUGUGUAUAUCUAUCUAUCUAUCUAUAUAUAUAUAUAUAUAUAUAUAUAGAAAAUGUCACAAAAAAAGUAAUAUCAAUUCAUCAUAACAUCUCCCGCAUAUGAUGCAAUAUAUAUAUAUAUAUAUAUAUAUAUAUAUAUAUUAUAAUUUAUAAUCAGUUUGUUUAAUAGUUCAUCAGUAAAUUUCUCCACUAAAAUAAAGGUAUGGUCGCCAACUAUAUGAUGGCAUGGCAUAGAGAUGUUUACAAUUGUACUUGUUGUACUUUAUUGUCUAACCAAAGGUCAGAAUAUAGGCUAUAAGUGUAUUCCUUAAACAUAUUAGUAUAGUUUAUUUUAGGUUUUUGAUGUGUUUUCAUGUAAAAGUGAAUUAUAUAAAAGCAAAAUAAAACGUUCUAAAAUGUU